This is a messenger RNA of Athalia rosae (coleseed sawfly), 1023 nucleotides long. Its product is annotated as ankyrin repeat domain-containing protein 49-like. The coding region runs from base 96 to 737 and encodes 213 amino acids. NCBI's taxonomy places the organism in Eukaryota, Metazoa, Arthropoda, Insecta, Hymenoptera, Athaliidae. Gene Ontology annotation, molecular function: protein binding. The transcript is spliced from 3 exons. The record is from RefSeq and is a predicted model, not a curated record.
UCAUGUAUUCGAUGCGUCAUUCAAAGCCAUUCGAAACGUGCUUUUGACAGUUCAUUGUGCGGGAAUUUAGAUUGCAACGCGCUACUUAUAAAAAGAUGUCAUCGGACGAAGAAGCCGACGAAAUAACCGAUUUAGAAUCAAUUCGUGAUAAAAUUUUAAGCCAGCCUCGAGGUGAUCGAAUGCAAGUAAGUGCCUGGGAAGACGAUAACGAUGGAAUUGAGGAAGAACGUAAUGCGAGAGAACCAGACAGUAAAGCGAUCCUAGAAGCAGCAGAAAUUGGUGAUAUAACAACAGUUGCACGACUGAUUACUCAAAAUUCAGAUCUAAUACAAGCCACUGAUCAUGAUGGAUACACUCCUCUUCAUAGGGCAUGUUAUGGGAACCACCCAGACAUAGUUGAGUAUUUGCUUAAAAAUGGAGCCAAAAUUGAUGCCAGGACAGCUGAUGGAUGGGAACCUCUGCAUUCUGCGUGUUGUUGGAAUAACGUAAAUUGUGCUGCUCUUCUGAUUGCCAAUGGAGCAGAUAUUAAUUCUAAAUCAAAAGGCGAUCAAACGCCUCUGCACUUAGCUAGUGCAAGCUCUCACAACUCUCCCACACUUCAGCUCUUACUCCUACAUCCUGAUAUUCAACCACAAUUAUUGAACUCCAGUGGUGAUACUGCAGAACAAAUUGCAAAACGCUCUGGAAAAUACUAUCCUUUAUUUGAAAUGACUGAGCCUUGUCUUAAUGUUAUCUGAAUAUACAUAGUUGGCCAUCAGACGUCAUUUAUAUUCUGUGAAUAAACUUGGCAUUUCUGCAUUGGAUGAAUGUUAGUAAAGUGAGUAAAAUUUGAAAAAUUUUAUUAAAAAAUCCUAAUAAAUGUUAUAAUUAAAUGUUUCUCAUCUAAAUAUUAACCAGUUUAACAUUCAAAGCUUUUCAUUCAAUAUAUUUUAUACUAAAAUCUAAAACUGGGAUAUGAUGACUACAAAACUAAACAGAUAAUUUGUAUUUACAAUCGAUAAAAUAAUCAUCCAUUCCUCAUUA